AUGUCGUCCUGCGCUUCUAAUACUCAUCCUGGCCGUCGACGGUCGCUUCUUUCCAGAGUGCGGCCGCUCACUUCGGCUGGCGAGCAGCAGCAGCAGCAACAAGAUGGAAGCGGACGAGCCCAUGCUGGUAUAUGGGUUUCGCAUCAGCGGGAUGGAACACACAGAGAGAGCCUUUCUCCCUUUGCCAGUGAACACCAGCAGAGCGCCAUUGUCGAGACGGACGAGACGCUGGCCACGGCUGCUCCCCGAUCAAAGCACCGCCACAGCAAGAGUUUCUCCAGCAUCCUUCAUGGCGCCAGCGAGCUCAAGACAAUCACCCGGUCGCUGUCGAUAAGCAUUCGAAACAAAGGGAAACGCGCAGCGCAUGCUCCGGGAGAACUGGAACACCACCAGGGACAUGACGAGUCCAAGGCCGGCUGGUUUCGUAGCCACCGGCUGCCACGUCGCCGGUCUCUCGGUGGUAUCAGCAACCUGAAUCGAUUCUACCCGCCCGUCUCGAGUCCGCCGAUGCCUUCAAACUUUAGGGAACUCACGCGCGCACAGAAUGAGCUGUUGGGCGGUGCGGCAGCUCAGGGCGAGCUUGCGACGGCGGGGAAACUUGCACUAAGCAAGGGGGAGGACGAAGGAAUGGAGAUCUCUGAGCUCGCUGAUAAUCUGGGCGUCAAGCUCUCGUUGGACUCGGAAAGCGGAAUCUGCAUUAACAUUCAAGAUACUGACGAUAACGCAAAGGAACUAUAUUGCAUUCGCAAGGAACUAAUGGCGCAUAUCCUAUCCUUCCUUGACGCAGAUUCACUGAAGAAUGCAGAGCUAGUCUCGCACGCUUGGAACCUCCAUGCAUCCUCCAGCACCGUUUGGAGGGAGGUCUUUUACCGUGAAUAUCGUGACAGCCGUAAUAUCACUAGCACACCCGGUAUUCCAAACCGCGCAAUGGGUCUGGGGAGGAAGAAACCCGACCAGGACUGGAAGAAGGUGUACAAGGUUCGGCACGUCUUGGAGAACCGCUGGAAGUCUGGGCGGGCAGCGGCAAUCUAUCUGCAUGGCCACCAGGACAGCGUGUACUGUGUUCAGUUUGACGAAAACAAAAUCAUCACCGGUUCCCGAGAUCGUACCAUCCGCGUGUGGGAUGCACGCUACCCGUGGCCGUGUUUGAAAGUCAUCGGCGCACACCAGUCCACAUCUGACAGCAGCGUGCCCGUCACACCAUGGCCCAUCACUCCGCCAGCAGAUUCGACCGGUAGUUCUCCCUUUAUCAGCAUUUGCCCACCGGUAGCUUCCACCGCCGGCCUAAUCUCUCAAUACCCAGCUGGGGAAUACCACAAUGCAUCGAUCCUCUGUCUUCAGUUCGAUGACAAGAUCAUGGUCACUGGCUCAUCUGACGCCACCUGCAUCGUCUGGGACAUGCAAGAUGACUACCGCCCCAUUCGUCGCUUGAAGUCGCACCAAGCUGGUGUUCUCGACGUUUGCUUUGACGAUAAGUACAUCGUCUCUUGCUCCAAGGACACCACAAUUUGUGUCUGGGACCGUGAAACUGGCGAGCUAGUCAAACGCCUUCUCGGCCACCGCGGCCCGGUAAACGCGGUGCAACUCCGCGGCGACCUAGUCGUCUCCGCCAGCGGUGACGGUGUCGCAAAACUAUGGAAUAUCUCAUCCGGUCUCUGUAUCAAAGAAUUCGCCAGCAAAGACCGAGGCUUGGCCUGUGUCGAGUUCUCCGAGGACGCACGCACCAUCCUCGCUGGCGGAAAUGACCAAGUUAUAUACCAAUUUGACGCUAAUACAGGAGAACUCGUCAAGGAAUUAGAAGGCCACUCAGGCCUCGUCAGGUCACUGCACAUGGAUAAUGCCAACGGCCGGGUCGUCAGUGGCAGUUAUGACAUGAGCAUCAAAGUAUUUGACGCAAAAGCCGGCAAACUCAGCGUCGACCUCCCCGGCUGGACCACGAGCUGGAUGCUGAGUGCCAAGUCAGACUAUAGAAGAAUAGUUGCAACCAGUCAAGAUGCUAGGGCUGUGAUUAUGGACUUUGGUUAUGGUGUGGACGGUAUAGAAUUGCUUGAGGGUUAG
Microsporum canis CBS 113480 is the source of this 2058-nucleotide messenger RNA. Its product is annotated as F-box and WD-40 domain-containing protein 11. Lineage: Eukaryota; Fungi; Ascomycota; Eurotiomycetes; Onygenales; Arthrodermataceae. The record is from RefSeq and is a predicted model, not a curated record. Gene Ontology annotation, molecular function: protein binding. The transcript is spliced from 3 exons. Bases 1 to 2058 code for a protein of 685 amino acids.